CCCACAGAGUAGCACGCGUAAACAGCUGAAUGUCGUUUCGUGUGCGUUGAAUAUCAAUUAAAAAUCAAACAUUUUUGUUUCGUGAAGACUUCGCAACGGGCCAACGCAAAAAAUUAAACCGAAGCCGAGGCAGCAACCAAAGUGUAGCUGUAAACAGUGCAGUGUGAAAUCAAGAAAGAAGAGAAGAUAAAACGCAAAUGCAAUGUGCUAAUGAAAAAAAAGAGACUAGGAAAUAUAUGCAUGAAAAUAGUUAAAUAAAAUAUGCAAAUCUAUUGAGCAUAAAGCGAAAAAUUAAUUACCGAGAGACAGCUUAACUUUAACACCCGCCCCUGUGCACCGGACAACUAGAACUAAAACCAAAUGACUAUGACUUCAACCGUGCUGCAGCGUCCAACAGCAACAACAAAAACAGUGGAAAAACAAGCUACAAAAACGACGGCAAGGAGAAGUCGUUCCACCAUGGCCUGGUCCCACGAGAAAUUGCGUUUCUCGUGCAUCGACAACAUUGGCCUGAAGCAGCUAUGGAAAUUGAUUGCAUUGGAUACGGCAACGCCGCCAUCUUCACCACCCAGCAGCAACAACAAGUCUGGCAAUGUAGAGCAGCAGCCGAAAUCCAGCAGCAGCAGCUGCAACAACAACAACAACAACGACAACAACAGUAAUGCUGAGUACCUCAACACCAUACCCUACGAGAACUGCGACAACUUGGCCGACUAUUUGAGCCUGCAAAGAGCCGCCCGGGCUCGCAUCCUGGAGUCGUCGAUGCCCACGACACAACAGCACAUGUCGCUGCUCAAGUUCUUGGCCAUUAACGCUUUGGAACUGAGCGCACCUGCCACACCCUUGCUGCUGCAACAGCAACAACAACAGACGCAGUCCAAGCCACACGGCUGGAUGCAGCUCUCCGGGCAUCCCGAAAGCAUUGUGCCCACCACAACGGGCAUUGUGCGCAAACGCAUCGUUGGCAUCGAUGACAGCGAGGUGCUUGCCUAUCAGAUGAUCUCGCAGGAGCCCAAAACCUCACAAAUUGUGCCCGGCUACUUUGGAUUGCGCGAGCUGCACUCACAGCACUAUAUCGAGCUGCAGGAUCUGCUGGCGGGAUUCAAGGAUCCGUGUGUGAUGGACAUUAAGCUUGGCACUCGCACCUUUCUCGAAUCGGAGGUCAGCAACAAAACGCUGCGUCCGGAUCUGUAUCAGAAAAUGAUUGCCGUGGAUGCCAGUGCACCGACGCCCGCCGAGCACGAAGCACAGGCCAUCACAAAGCUGCGUUACAUGCUCUUCCGCGAAUCGUUAUCCUCGUCGCAGAGCAAGGGGUUCCGUAUUGAGGCGCUGCGUCUGCGCGGACGUUCACCGCUCAAGGAUCUCAAAACCUGUCGUAGCAGCGAGCAAAUCUCACAGACCAUCGAACAGUUUCUGGCCGCACGCAGGUCCGUGCAAAAGGAGCUGCUGAAACGGCUCAAGCACAUGCGCCUCGUCAUCGAGCAGUCGGCAUUCUUCAGUCGCCACGAGAUCAUCGGCUCCAGUUUAUUUAUUGUCUACGAUGAUCAGCGCGUUGGCGCCUGGCUGAUAGACUUUGCCAAAUCGCGACAGCUGCCCCCACAGCUGAGCGUCAAUCAUCGCAGUCCCUGGCAACCUGGCAAUCGCGAGGAGGGUCUGCUGCGUGGCAUGGACGAGCUGAUACAUGCCUUCGAGGAGGUCUAUGCGCGCAGCGGUAAUCAUCGCAGCUGUCUGAAGAUCUGAGCUCCAUACAAGGAUCCACAAUUGCCCACAGCCACGCCCACCUACAGGCACAUAAGACUGAUUUGCACCACGUCCCAUUUAUAAUUUGUACAGUGAGCAGAAGUAGAAAAUCAUUGCAUCAAACCCUGCAUCAUGCGACGCUUUUGACUAUUUUCCACAUUGGAAGCAAACACUAAGCGCCAGACCAGGACUUGUAGAGAAUAUAUAUGUGUAUAUAUAUAUAUACAUAUAUACACCUAUACUAUAUGUAUAAAAACAAACGAUUAGUAUUGAGCACCAAGCAGCAUUUGUUUGAUUGAAAACAGGUUUAACUUGAUUAAGUAUUAAGUAUAAGAAAGCGUAAAACAAAAUGUACCCUCUGUGAAUUUGUACGCAAGUAAUAAAAAUCUCAAAAGAAAAUAAGAUGAAAA
Drosophila novamexicana is the source of this 2150-nucleotide messenger RNA. It is a transcript of the gene IP3K1, whose product is annotated as inositol-trisphosphate 3-kinase homolog. The coding region runs from base 361 to 1740 and encodes 459 amino acids. The record is from RefSeq and is a predicted model, not a curated record. Gene Ontology annotation, cellular component: cytoplasm; nucleus. Gene Ontology annotation, molecular function: inositol-1,4,5-trisphosphate 3-kinase activity; inositol tetrakisphosphate kinase activity. Gene Ontology annotation, biological process: inositol phosphate biosynthetic process. NCBI's taxonomy places the organism in Eukaryota, Metazoa, Arthropoda, Insecta, Diptera, Drosophilidae. The transcript has 4 exons.